AUGUCGUCCAGCACUUCUCGUGGGGGUUGCGAUGUGCCGGUGGCCAUCAUCGGCAUGGCCUGUCGCUUUCCAGGCGAGGCGACGAACCCGUGCAAAUUCUGGGAACUCCUGAAGGAGGGAAAAGACGCCUUUUCCGAACCGGACCGGUUCAACGCGUCAGCCUUUUACCACGCCAACAGCAGCGGGCGGCAAAACGUGCUGCCCUGCAAGGGGGCACACUUCCUCAAGGGCGACCCGUACGCCUUUGACGCGGCCUUUUUCAACAUGACGCCGGGGGAGGCGCUGGCGUCGGAUCCGCGGCAGCGCCUGGCCCUCGAGGUGGCGUACGAGGCCCUCGAGAACGCGGGUAUGACGCUGCAGCGCGUGGCGGGCUCGCGCACGGCUUGCUUCGUGGGCGCGGCGGCCAACAUGGCCGAGUACAGGGACGGCAUCGUCCGCGACUUUGGGAACCAGCCGCAGCACACCAUCAUGGGCGUCUCGGAGGAGCUAAUGAGCAACAGGUUGUCGCACUUUUUCGACCUGCACGGCCCCAGCGCCACUGUCGAGACGGCCUGCUCGUCCAGUCUGGUUGCUGUUCAUCUUGCCUGUCAGAGUUUGAGGUUGGGCGAGUCCGAGAUGGCCGUUGCAGGAGGGGUCAACCUGCUGCUGUCUCCCGACACCUUUAUGCAGCUGCAAAACCUCUCGGUGCUCAGCCCCGAGGGACGCUCACGAUCCUUUGACGACGAGGGUCGCGGCUACGGCCGAGGCGAGGGUUGCGGCAUCGUCGUGCUCAAGCCGCUCGCGGCGGCCCUGCGCGACGGGGACCCGAUCCGCGCCGUCAUCCGCGGCACCGGAUCAAACUCAGACGGCUGGACAAAGGGCAUGGCCAUGCCUUCGGGAGAGUCGCAAAUGCACCUCAUAAAGGACGUUUACGAAACCUUCGGUCUCGACUACGCCGAGACGCACACCAUUGGACGGGCUGCCAGGAAUCAGAGGUUGAUAAUGGGCAGCGUCAAGCCGAAUAUCGGCCACCUCGAACCAGCCGCGGGUAUCGCAGGGUUGAUCAAGGGCGUACUGGCGCUCGAACGCGGUCUGAUCCCACCAAACAUACACCUCAACAAAAUCAACCGCAAAAUCCCACUCGACGAAUGGAACAUGGAGGUGCCCACGAGGUUGACGGCAUGGCCAGUCACCCAGCAACGCCCCAUGAGCAUCAGCAGCUUCGGCCUCGGCGGCACCAACGCCCACGUCGUCAUGGAGGCGCACAAUGCCGCAGCCGCCGUCGACGACCAAGACAGCCGCCCCAAGAGCUCCAAGAGGGUGUUUUUCCUCAGCAGUCAGGACCAAGGGGGAUUUGCCCGCAUCGCCAGCUCGCUCCUCGAGCACCUCGACGGCCUCGGCCCCCUCGCCGCGCGCCCUUUGUACCUUGCCGACCUGGCCUACACGCUCGCCACCGCGCGGGCGGGGCUCGGUUGGGUGAGCAGCUUCGUGGCAGAGAGCCUGGCCGACGUGCGGGAUCAGUUGACAGCGGGAGUGGGACGAGAGGCGGUGCGACGACGCAGCAGCGGCAGGAAGCAGCCCAGGCUGGCCUUUGUCUUCACGGGCCAGGGCGCGCAGUGGGCCGGCAUGGGGAUCCAGCUGCUCUCGAGACCCGUGUUUGCCGCUUCGGUGGCGGCUUCCACCGCCUACCUGGCUCGGCUCGGCUGCGAAUGGGAGCCGGUUCGAGAGCUGGAGAAGAGGGGGGACGAGAGCCGGCUCGGCAGAGCAGAGGUCAGCCAGGCCAUCUGCACGGUCCUGCAGAUCGCGCUGGUCGAUGAGCUCAGGUCCUGGGGGGUGCGGCCGGCAAGGGUCAUAGGUCACUCGAGCGGGGAGAUAGCUGCGGCGUACUGCUUGGGUGCACUGAGCCACUCGGACGCUAUCGCGGCUGCCUAUUUUCGUGGGAAGGCCUCGGCUGCUGUAGCCGAGGCCUCCUCGAAACAGGCAACGGAAAUGGGCAUGAUGGCCGUCGGGUGUUCGAGGGAACAGGCUCAAGAGCUCAUAGCCGGUCAGAAUGGUUGUGUCGACGUGACCGUGGCAUGUGUGAACUCGCCCGAGAGUAUAACGCUCUCGGGACACGCGACAGAGCUUGAAAAGAUGGCCGAGGUGCUCCAGGAGCACAGCAUCUUCCAUCGGCGGCUCAAGGUCGAGAUUGCCUAUCACUCCCCCCUCAUGGCCGCCGUCUCCGACAAGUACCUCUCAUACAUUUCCCACAUAGAACCCAGGGAGGCGUCGGACGCCAUGUCGGAGCCUGCACCCAUCAUGGUCUCGAGCGUAACGGCCUCGGAGGCAACUCCAGACAUGCUGGGGCCGUACUACUGGCUCGCCAACAUGAUGUCUCCGGUGCUCUUCUCGGACGGCAUUGUAGAACUGGUCCGACCUUGUAUAGACGGCAACCACACAAGAGAAGAAGAAGUCAAUACAAUUGACAUGAUGAUCGAAAUCGGGCCUCACAGCACCCUGGCCGGCCCCGUCGACCAGACCCUGUCGCGCCACGGCCUGCGCGACAUGGAAUACCACUCGGUGCUGCUGCGCGGCCGCGACGCCGUCGACACGGCCCUGGACCUCGCACGCUCCCUCUUCCACGCCGGCGUGGAGAUCAACGCAGCCCGCGCCAACGGCGACGUCGGCGCCAAGCUCCUCACGGACCUGCCCCCUUACCCCUGGAACCACGACCGCGCCUUCGACGCGACGUCGCGCAUCCACCACGAGUACCUGCACCGCAAGAUGCCGCGCCGCGGCCUGCUGGGGGCGCCGAUGCCGUCGACGGACCAGGCGCAGCGGGUCUGGCGCGGCUUCAUCCGCCUCGAUGAGGAGCCCUGGCUGCGCGGGCACAAGGUCGGCGGCACGGUGCUGCUGCCGGCCGCGGCCAUGCUGAGCAUCGCCAUCGAGGGCGGUCGCCAGCUCGCCGAGCCGGGCAGGACGCUGCACGCCGUCAGGCUGCGCGACGUUUCCUUCUUUGCGGCGCUGGCCCUGCCCGAGUCCGCCGCCACCGAGGUGGUCUUGACCAUGCGGCCGCACCUGCUGGGCACGGCAGGGCACAACAGCACCACGUCGUGGUGGGAGCUGUUGAUAUCCUCGAGCGCCGGGACUGGCCCGCUGCGCGACAACUGCCGCGGACUGUUGUCGCUGGACUACAAGGAGGAUCGGGGCGAGCACAUGGAGCGUGAGGACGGGCACAUUGCCGCCGAGAGGUUGGAUGGCUACCGUAGGGUGCUUGACGAGUGCGGUUCCGACAGCUAUGCCGAGGAGGACUUUUACGAGCAUCUCGCCGGGCUCGGGUUCCAGUACAGCGGGCACUUUCGCAGCGUGCAAGACAUACACCCCGGCGACGGCUGUUCAACAUUUGGCGUGCGCCUGUCCAGCCUCGAAAACGACACUUUUAGCGCGGGACAGCUGCAGCAGGACCAGCUCCUGUCCAGACCAUUCCUCGCGCACGGUGCCACGCUCGACGCCAUAUUCCAGGCCUGGAUCAGCAGCACCCUGCGAGACGGCCACGUUCAGUCCCAGAGGCCGUACGCGCCGACCUUUGUAGCCGAGAUGGAAGUGUCUGCCGACUUUCCCGAGCCCAAGGGCCAGCUCCUCCCGGGCGUCUGCCACUCGAGGCGCAGCGGCUUCAAGGAGUGGUCCGUCGACACGAGCCUGUUUGACGAGUCGCGGACCGUGCCCUGUCUCUCCUUUACCGACUUCCGCCUCAGCGAGCUCGAUGACGGGACGGGCGGCGUCGCUGCGGUCGGCUCCACGGCGGUGCCCAGGUCGUUGAUGGCGCGUGUGCGCUGGGACGAUGCGCUCGACCUGAUGACGCCGGCCGAGGUGAUGAACGCCGUCUCUAGUCGGGGGUUGUCUACUGAGGCGGAGAGCCUGUCGAGGCUCGUGCGUCUGGUGCUCCACGGGCUCAACCCCGGUGCGACGACCGUCGAGCUGGUGCGCAAUGCUGUGGAGCCGCGGCUGCUGGCCGACCUGUCAGUGUCAGGUUCAGGUUCAGGUUCACCCGAGGUUGUCGUGAUCCCCUCAUGGGUCAAUGAUAUGGGAACUGAAGAGCUAGAUGAAGUGCUGCAGCGCCUGCUGGGUCUAGCCGCGCCCGAGGCGGCAGUCGUCUUGGCCACCGAUAUCCGCGGUGUGACCUCGACUCUCGAGUCCAGGGGCUUCACCUGCUCCUUUGCCACCGCUGGAGCGCCCAUGUUGUACCGUCGCCGAGAAACACCACCGCCUUCUCAGAUGCAGAACGGCGCCCCCACCAAUGACGUCGUCGUUGUCGAGCCGGCGGCCGCAUCACUAACAGAUCCGGCCGUGCAGCGCAUCAUCGACACGCUCCUCGAGGACCUUUCAUCGAAUGGCAAGAUUGUCCGACACCAGUGGGCAGCCGCCGGGGGACAGCCUCCAACCACAAACGAGGCUGUAUUCGCUGGCAAGACCGUCAUCAGCCUCCUGGAGCUCCAGCAGCCGUUCCUCGAAUCCAUGACGGCCGCGGACCUGCAGGCCGCCAAGGCCAUGAUGCAAAGGAGCGCACGGCUGCUGUGGGUCACGCGCGGCGACGACCCCUCGCUGCACGUCGUGGACGGCCUGGUGCGCUGCGUCCGCAGCGAGAACCCCACGGCAGACGUGCGGGUGCUGCACCUCGGGUCCGAGUCCGAGUCCGAGUCAGACUCCGACCAGGUCGAGAAGGCCCCUAGGCAGAUUGCUCGCCUGGCCACGGCCGAGCUGACGUCCAAGGAUAGAGAGUUCCGUGCGGCUCAAGGCCGGCUGCAGGUUGCCAGGAUCGUCGAGGACCCCGAGGGUGAUUCCUUGGUCGCCGAGCAUCUGGCCGACUCGAAGCGCCUUGUCACGUUGAGCGAGCUCGACUUUCCCGUAAAGCUGGCCAUCGGUCAGCCGGGACUCUUGGAUACUUUCUGUUUCGUCAAUGAUGCUGCUGUCAUGACGGAACCGCUGGGUGAUUUGGACGUCCAAGUCCAGGUCCAUGCGGCCAGUCUCAAUUUCAAAGACGUCAUGGCCGCCAUGGGAAUGAUAGCCCUACCCGCAUUGGGCUCCGAGGCCAGCGGUAUCGUCAUCCGUGCCGGCAGCGGUGUGACCAACGUGCAGGCGGGCGAUCGCGUGGCCAUCCUGUGCCCCCUGGGCACGCACAAGACCCUCGUAAACGUCAAGUCCAGCCUCGCCACAAAGCUGCCAGACUCGUUGACCUUUGAAGAGGCCGUGUCCGUCCCCGUCGCAUACAUCACAGCCUACCACGCACUCGUCAACGUCGCCAGGCUAUCCGCGGGCCAGUCGGUACUCGUCCACGCCGCCACGGGCGCCGUCGGACAGGCCGCCAUCCAGAUAGCCCUGCUGCGCGGCCUCGUCGUCUACGCCACGGCGGGCUCCCCCGAGAAGAGGGCCUUUUUGACCGAGCGCUACGGCAUCGCCCCGUCCAACAUCUUCCACUCGCGCGACGCCAGCUUCGCAAAGGCCGUGGCCCGCGUCACGGGCAAGAGGGGCGUGGACUGCGUGCUCAACUCGCUGUCCGGCGAGCUGCUGCGCGCAUCGUGGGACUGCGUCGCGCCCUCUGGCAGCCUCGUCGAGCUCGGCCUGCGCGACGUCGUCAACAACACCCGCCUCGACAUGAAGCCCUUUGGCAAGAGCAUAUCCUUUUCCUUCUUCGACGUCAAGGACCUGCCCGAAACCACCCAGGCGGGGCUCCUCGGCACCGUGUUCGAACUCGUCCGGUCUGGCCGUCUGACCCCCGUUUCCCCCAUCACCACCUACCCCAUCGACAGGGUCGAGGAGGCCUACCGCACCAUGCAGCAGGGGAAGCACCGCGGCAAGAUCGUCCUCACCUUCCCCGCCGCGGCCCGCGUGCCCGUGCUGUUCCCGGCCAAGGACUCGCUGACGCUCGACCGCAAGGCCGCCUACCUGCUCGUCGGCGGGCUGGGCGGGCUGGGCCGAAGCCUCUCCCAGCUCCUGGCAUCUUGCGGGGCGAGACACCUCGUCUUCCUCUCGCGCUCGGGGGCCGACGCGUCCCCAGCCGCCAGGGACCAGAUCAAAAAACUCCAAGCCGCGGGCGUGCAGGUCCACGUGCUGCGCGGCGACGUGGCCGACGACGAGUCCUUCCUCGCCGCCAUGCAGCAGUACGAACGCCGCGCCGACCUGCCCCCGAUCCGCGGCGUCGUGCACCUGGCCGCCGUGCUCCGCGACGCCGUGCUGGACAACAUGACGCACGACGACUGGGCCGCGGCGCUGCGGCCCAAGGUGCGCGGCUCGCGCAACCUCGACCGCUAUUUCGACCACUCCAGACCCCUGGACUUCCUGGUGCUCUGCGCGUCGGUGGCGGGGCUCUGGGGCAACGCCGGCCAGGCUGCCUACGCCGCGGCCAACACGUACCAGGACGCGCUGGCGAGCAGCCGGCGCGCGAGGGGGCUGUCCGGGGUGGCGGUGGACUUGGGCAUCGUGCGGGACGUCGGCAUGGCGGCCGAGCAGAGCUUCGGGGCGCGGUUCGACCAGUGGGCAAAGGUCGUUGGCAUCCCGCGCGACGUCUUUUUGGCCUUGAUGAAGAGUUUGAUCAGGGGGCAGAAGCAGCUGCUGCUGCAACAGCAGUCAGGGGCUUCUUCGGACUGGCCACCGCCGCAGGUCUGCUCGGGCCUCGGGUCGGCCGAGAUGUGGGCGACGCACGACAUCGUGCCACCGCCGGCCUACCAUUCCGACCCACGCUUUUCCGCGCUGACCGGCGGUGCCGCCCGGUGGGGCUCGAGACCGCAGUCCGCCGAAGGGAGCGAUGGCAGCCGCUCGUCGUCGUCCUCGUCGUCGUCGCUGGCCUCCCUGCUGGCCGGCGCCACGACCAAACCCCAAGCUGCAGAGUACGUGACCGAAGCCCUCGUGCACAAGGCCGCCGGCAUUCUCCAGAUCCCACCCGUCGAGGUCGACCCGUCCCACCCCCUGUACGAGUAUGGCGUCGACUCUCUUGUCGCCAUCGAGGUGCGCAACUGGAUCAACUUGGCAAUGAAUGCCAAUAUAGCUUUGCUCGAGAUUAUGGGCGGCGAAUCCAUCAGCCAGUUUGCCGUCAAGGUAGCGGAGCGAAGUACUCUGGUGUCGGUGUAG
Molecule: messenger RNA, 7083 nt
Organism: Pyricularia oryzae 70-15
Lineage: Eukaryota; Fungi; Ascomycota; Sordariomycetes; Magnaporthales; Pyriculariaceae
Product: mycocerosic acid synthase
Exons: 7
Coding region: 1-7083 (2360 amino acids)
Biological process (GO): fatty acid biosynthetic process; secondary metabolite biosynthetic process
Molecular function (GO): 3-oxoacyl-[acyl-carrier-protein] synthase activity; fatty acid synthase activity; oxidoreductase activity
Source: RefSeq, a predicted model, not a curated record